UCCUUGUCGCGCGCGGCAUCGCGUGCGCACGCCUCGCACACGUCACCCGUUGCCAUGGUCUCCCCUAGUCCCGUGCGGACUAGGCCUCGCGUGCUGGUCACCCAAUCGCGCGCCAACGCGCUUGCCCAGCUGCCGCCGCCUUCCUCAUGCGCGUGUGGCCCAUCGCUCGGCACUCCUACGCCCGCAAGGUUUAGGCCUUGCGCAUGCGCGCCCCAAUCGCGCACUCUCGUCCGCGCGCCCUCGUUAUCGGCCUGUUCGCGCGCGUCCUCGCCACUUGCACGGUUGCUGCCCACGUUCGACGCCCCCGUACUCUUCUCGCGUUUGCCUGCCCGCCCGCGCGUACCGUCGACGCCUGUAUCCCGAUCGCCUAUCGCGCGCUCGCGUACACCCGCGGUUCCCCGCGUAUCGCCGACCCCCACAGCUUGGCUACCUCCUGCGAAUGAUU
Molecule: messenger RNA, 445 nt
Organism: Striga hermonthica
Lineage: Eukaryota; Viridiplantae; Streptophyta; Magnoliopsida; Lamiales; Orobanchaceae
Source: the annotation of a GenBank genome assembly